Clonostachys byssicola is the source of this 1641-nucleotide messenger RNA. Lineage: Eukaryota; Fungi; Ascomycota; Sordariomycetes; Hypocreales; Bionectriaceae. The record is from the annotation of a GenBank genome assembly.
AUGACCGCCUUCCAGGGUACCAUCAUUGCGCCGAAUCAGGAUCAGCUUCUUCCGAUCCGAAGUGGGCACUCCUCAUCUCCCGAACGUGAAGAUGGAGGGUCGCAAUCGAAACUCGUUGUGUUCUCCUUGAAGAAUCGUCCACGGAUGACACGGACCAGCACUUCGAGAACACGCAAUGGCUGUAGACAAUGCAAACGCCGGCAUACGAAAUGCGACGAAACGAGACCAUCUUGUAAGAAGUGUGUGGCAAAGGGCCUAGUCUGCGACGGAUUGUGGGCGACAUCUGCCGCCAAGCCACAGCAAACUGCCGAGGCCCAGCCUCUCGUAUUGGUUGCGGCGGCUUCCACUUCGAGAGUCCCCGCGAUGCCGGGAUACGAAUCGGCUGCGUUCCGGAGUGCAGCAGACUGGGACUACUUUAAAGCAUUCAUCACCAUGUCCACUCAACAAGGGACACUCCCCGUCGUUGAGCUGAUUGAGCUCACUCCCCAGGUCUCCCGACAGCAUUCUGCCUUGAGAGACAUAUGCUGUGGUGUUGGUGCACUAUCCAGCUCCUACCAGGUUCUUGAUGGAGCCGAGUUUUUCGAAGCAACCCAGUACCGGAAAUCCUUAAUGUACUACCAUUCGGCCAUCAAAACCCUGCAAUCGAUCAAGCUGAAAGGAAGAGAGAGUAUGAAGUGGAUCAUACUUGCCUCCUUGCUCUUCCUCACAUAUGAGUUGAUGCAUGGUGAUUUGGAGACCGCAUUCACACACUUCAAUCAUGCUCAUAACAUGCUAGAGCAGUACUUCGCACGCAAAUGCAAAGAAACUGGACUGCCAUUCUCUGAGCUCCCGCUUGACAGGUUUGAGUCGGCAUUGUGCGAUGUUCUAACGCGUCUCAUCACUUACCCAUGGUCUUUUGAUAUGUCGACUUCCAAACCCAGGCUUGAUCCAGCCGUGACUUUUUGCUGCCGUGGCCGCGAACACAGGUAUCUGGUGGACGACAUGCCCAAGGAGUUUGAUACGGUCCUUGUGGCAUCAAGAUGGUGGGAUAUUACUCAACACUUCAUCCGGCAUCAUAUCCAUGGGCGGGGAAUCAAAAACAGUGGCAGAGACGGCAAGCUUCAUACGCCCUCCUCGGACGAUUGGACCAAGUGUCUGGACGUUGUGCUGAAAUGGCGCUCGAGUUUCCUCCCUUUGCUCCGACGAGGGCGAGAAGGCAAAGACACGGACUCUUCCCUGUAUCUGCAGGUCACUACUUUGGAAAUCCUCUACAUGGAGAAUGUAGCGUUUGUGCACAGCUGCCGGGAGAACGAUACGGCCGUGCAACCGUCCCUCAGUCCCCUCUAUCUUGACCUCGUCAAACAGACACAAUCUCUCUGCAAAGGCGUCAAGCUCGAUGGAAUCGAGACCAGGACGCUAGAGUAUUCGUUCCUGCGGCCUCUCGCGUUUGUCGUGUACAAGUGCCGGAACAGCGAGGUUCUGGAGGAGGUGGAGGAGACACUCAAAUACUUCAAAGACGACUCGGGGGCUGUCGGGGCGCUGAGGGCUUUGCUGAGCACGACGCAGAAUAGGGAGUUCCGUCUGAGGGCUGUUGAGCGAUCGUGGGCGUGGUAUAUCACCUGUGUAGGGUGUGGUUCGGGCAACCUCGACAUGUUUCGUUAG